AAUCUACAGCAAUCGUUGAACGGUAGUAACGCCAAAAACAACAGACGUUCAAACAACAACAGCAAUGGCGCUGUAAUUUCCAACAUGAAUCCCAGCAGCAAUAUCCCACAGAAACAGGGACAUAAAAUCAACCAGAGACCAAUAGUUGCAGAAAGCAGCGCUCCGAAUGGCAUUAACGGUGUUAAUAAAAACAACAACAACAUAAAUGGUAAAAAGCGCCUAAACAAUAAACGCAACGAUACAGAUGCAAACAAAGGGGAGUCAAAUGUAACAAAAACUCAAAAAAUAAAUGACGCAAAUUUGGAAAAAGAUUUCAAUGCUUACUACAACGUUACAGCAAAAAAUAAUGAUACAACGGAACGUGCAUCCAGAGCAACUAAUAAUGGUUUCGUUCCAGCAUCCAACAAUACUAAUACAUCAACAGCAACUACACGGAAAUCAAACAAAUUCUCAUCAUCGUUUUAUAGCACCUCUAACUCUUCAUCUUUCAACACGAAUCAGUCACGCGCACGGUAUAGUAAUGCCAACUCGAAUUCCUCCUAUUCGUACUCGUCGAAACGUAGCCGAAAUACUAACUCCUAUAGCAAUACCUCGGCUGGGACAUCGAAUAGAAACUACGAGUUAGCUAAAAAGUUUCUACGGACAUGGCUGGAAUACACCAUAAUGAUACUGACCUGGCUCUUCUAUUUGAUAUAUGAUAUUGUGGUGCUCGGCUUUAGUGUAGCGUACGAUCGUCUGGUACAUGCUUGUGAAUGUGGAAUUGUGUACGCGAAGCAAUUGCGCCAGGACUUUAAGCAGAACUCAAACAAACCGAGUAUUUGGCUUAAAAACCAUCUGCGACUAUUUGACGCGCGUUUUAAAAAGAAUUCGCAAUGGGCUUUUUGGCGUCGCUUCUAUCAAAAGAAGCCACCUGAGCCAACUGCAGAUAAUAUGAAAAGUGGACGACUGCCGCAAACGGGUGAGGAAGCCAUGUAUUCGCUACUUAAUUGUAAGGGCAAGGAUGCUUACAG
This is a messenger RNA of Rhagoletis zephyria (snowberry fruit fly), 1010 nucleotides long. RefSeq lists its product as uncharacterized. The record is from RefSeq and is a predicted model, not a curated record. NCBI's taxonomy places the organism in Eukaryota, Metazoa, Arthropoda, Insecta, Diptera, Tephritidae.